Sinocyclocheilus grahami is the source of this 1155-nucleotide messenger RNA. It is a transcript of the gene prpf38a, whose product is annotated as pre-mRNA processing factor 38A. The transcript has 10 exons. The record is from RefSeq and is a predicted model, not a curated record. The coding region runs from base 24 to 965 and encodes 313 amino acids. NCBI's taxonomy places the organism in Eukaryota, Metazoa, Chordata, Actinopteri, Cypriniformes, Cyprinidae.
UCGUUCAUUAAAAAAUUUGAGCCAUGGCUAAUAGAACGGUAAAAGAUGCUAAUAGUAUACAUGGAACAAAUCCUCAGUAUCUUGUCGAGAAGAUUAUACGGACACGUAUUUAUGAGUCCAAAUACUGGAAAGAGGAAUGCUUUGGACUUACAGCUGAGCUUGUCGUGGACAAAGCAAUGGAGCUGAAGUACGUUGGUGGGGUAUAUGGAGGAAACAUCAAGCCAACUCCAUUCUUAUGUCUGACCCUAAAGAUGCUGCAGAUCCAGCCUGAAAAGGACAUUAUUGUGGAAUUCAUCAAGAAUGAAGACUUCAAGUAUGUCCGUUUGCUUGGAGCGAUGUAUAUGCGCCUGACUGGAACUUCUGUGGAUUGCUACAAGUAUUUAGAGCCGUUAUACAAUGACUACAGAAAAAUCAAAAGCCAGAACAGAAAUGGGGAGUUUGAAUUGAUGCACGUUGAUGAGUUUAUAGAUGAGCUGCUUAAUGCAGAGCGAGUGUGUGACGUCAUCCUCCCUAGACUUCAGAAGAGACAGGUUUUGGAGGAAGCUGAGCUGCUGGAUACUCGUAUUAGUGCUCUGGAAGAAGAUCUAGAUGAGGUGGAGACCAGUGAGGAGGAGGAUGAGGAAGAAGAGAAGCCAGAGAGAGUGCAGACACCAGAGCCACACAGAAGAAAUUAUAGAGAUAUGGACCGGCCACGCAGGUCUCCUUCUCCACGCUACAGACGCAGCCGCUCACCCAGAAGGCGGAGCAGAUCACCUAAAAAACGAAGUCCAUCACCCAGACGUGAUCGAGAUCGGGACCGUCACCGCAGCAAAAGUCCCCGUAGACACCGCAGCAGAUCCAGGGACAGAAGGCAUCGCUCCAAAUCUCCAGGUCACCACAGAAGUCACAGGCAUCGCAGUCACUCCAAGUCCCCAGAAAGUCGGUCAAAGAAGAGUCACAAGAGAAGUCGAAGAGGAAACGAGUGAUCUGGUUUCCGUGGGGAUUUUUUUUUGUUGUUGAUAUUUUUGUGCUCUGUAAUAUGUGGAGAAACGGAGCAAUUUCUGUUGUAAAAAGCUUGAUCAUAUUCUGUGUAAAUUGCCCAAGCUAAAUUUUGUCCUCAUAAGUUUUUGAUGCUGUUUUAUACUUAUAAUUGAAAUUUACAACCAGAAAUUGCUG